Molecule: messenger RNA, 866 nt
Organism: Andrographis paniculata
Lineage: Eukaryota; Viridiplantae; Streptophyta; Magnoliopsida; Lamiales; Acanthaceae
Exons: 3
Coding region: 186-554 (122 amino acids)
Biological process (GO): proton motive force-driven ATP synthesis
Molecular function (GO): proton transmembrane transporter activity
Source: RefSeq, a predicted model, not a curated record
CGUGCGAAGGCGUUCAGUGCUUCUGUCGUUUCUACUCUUGGCGGCGUCGGAAGUGCGAAUCCUCUUUGUGUAACUCCGGUAAUCGGGGCCGAGGCUCUUCAUCGGAAAAGGGUUUAUCGGUCAAACACGGAUUUCUAGAUCACGCAUUGUUUAGCAGCUGCGAUAUUGAUUUUCUUUGGAAUUUAAUGGCGUCCAAGCUGCAUCAGUUGCAAGCCCGGGCAUCCCAGGCGACACAAUUUGUGUCUAAGCAUGGAUCUGCUUAUUACAAGCAGCUGUUGGAGGAGAAUAAACAAUAUGUGAAGGACCCCCCCACUGUCGAGACUUGCAAUGAGUUAGCCAAGCAGCUGUUUUACACUCGUCUUGCCAGCAUUCCAGGCCGCACCGAGUCAUUCUGGAAGGAACUUGAUUACGUCAAGAAUAUGUGGAAGAACAGGCAUGAGUUGAAAGUCGAGGAUGCUGGUGUCGCAGCUCUGUUUGGGAUUGAAUGCUUUGCAUGGUUUUGUGCUGGUGAGAUUGUUGGAAGAGGGUUUACAUUUACCGGAUACUAUCCUUAAGAACCAACUCAAUAGCAGGACAGCCCUAAUCACGGAACUUCUCAUCAGGGCUGACAUGAGAUUUCUUUUCUUGCAUAGAUUUUGAAGCUGAGAAAUCAGUUCUACAUUCUUAUGCGGCUGCAACUGGAUUUUUUUGAAUAACUAGGAUUUUCCAAUAUAGCUUCUUGUGGAGUGAUUUCAAACUGAAUAAUAUAUAUAGUCUGAUGACACUGCUACUGCCACAAAUAUCGGUCUUUGGAAAAGUUUCAGUUGGUGGCUUCCUGUUUCUGGUUACCCGUAAAAUCGUUCAAUGUUCCAUACUUUCAUAUUGAA